Messenger RNA from Sorex fumeus (smoky shrew), 3494 nucleotides. It is a transcript of the gene LRRFIP1, whose product is annotated as LRR binding FLII interacting protein 1. The record is from RefSeq and is a predicted model, not a curated record. The transcript is spliced from 19 exons. Gene Ontology annotation, molecular function: DNA-binding transcription factor activity, RNA polymerase II-specific; RNA polymerase II cis-regulatory region sequence-specific DNA binding. Bases 19 to 2601 code for a protein of 860 amino acids. Gene Ontology annotation, biological process: regulation of transcription by RNA polymerase II. Lineage: Eukaryota; Metazoa; Chordata; Mammalia; Eulipotyphla; Soricidae.
CGCGCGGCGGGGACGCCGAUGGACAUGGGCACGCAGGGCGCGGGGCGCAAGCGGCUCCCCAACCGGGAGCGCCUGACCGCCGAGGACGACGCGCUCAACCAGAUCGCGCGCGAGGCGGAGGCCCGGCUGGCGGCCAAGCGUGCGGCCCGCGCGGAAGCCCGAGAGAUCAGGAUGAAGGAGCUGGAGCGGCAGCAGAAGGAGAUCUAUCAGGUCCAGAAGAAAUAUUACGGGCUGGAUGCGAGAUGGGGUGACAUCGAGCAGUGGAUGGAAGACAGUGAGCACUGCUCUGCCCGGUCCCGGAGACAGUCCUCGGCCUGUGACAUGGAGGAGCGGGCGUCCCUGGGGAGCCGGGGCAGCUGGAGGUCCCAGCUGGACACGGAGCACAGGGGCGCCUGCGCCUGGGGACUCUCCGGCUCCGUCCUCAGCCUGUCCAGCGGUGGCCUUGCUUCUCAGGCCUGGCCAGCCCAGAACGGAAGCUGGGGGACGCCAUGGGGGGACAGCAACAUCCUGGACGGGCCCCGGCGGGCCAGCGUCUGCGCGCCCCUCGCUCCCUCGGAGCACGGCCUCAACUCCGGCUCUCGCGCCUCCUCCAGGGCCAGUUCUGCGCGGGCCAGCCCCGUGGUGGAAGAGCGCCCGGAGAAGGAGUUCGCCGAGAAGGCGUCUCGGAAUCUGCCCAGCCUGUCUGCUGCUACGCUGGCCUCCCUGGGCGGGGGCACGUCCCGGCGGAACAGUGGCGACACCUGCACCUCCGUGGACACCGAGGCGUCCGUCCGGGAGAUGCGGGAGCUCAGUGAGUUGCAGGAGCAGAUUCAGGAUGUCGAAGGCAAAUACAUGCAGGGGCUGAAAGAGAUGAAGGACUCGCUACUAGAAGCCGAGGAAAAGUACAAGAAGGCCAUGGUUUCCAACGCGCAGCUCGACAACGAGAAGACCAACUUCAUGUACCAGGUUGACACCCUCAAAGACAUGCUCCUGGAACUGGAGGAGCAGCUGGCGGAGUCUCAGCGGCAGUGCGAGGAGAAGAGCAAGGAGCUCGAGCGCGAGAAACACGCCCACAGCGUGCUGCAGUUCCAGUUCGCCGAGGUCAAGGAGGCGCUGAAGCAGCGAGAGGAGAUGCUGGAGGAGAUCCGGCAGCUCCAGCACAAGCAGGCGGGCCUUGUCAGGGAGAUCUCUGACCUGCAGGAGACCAUAGAGUGGAAAGACAAAAAGAUAGGGGCGUUAGAGAGGCAGAAAGAAUUCUUUGACUCUGUACGGAGUGAACGAGACGAUCUUAGAGAAGAAGUAGUCAAGCUGAAAGAGGGACUGAAGAAACAUGGAAUAAUUCUCAAUUCAGAAACAGCCACCAACGGGGAGACACCCUGCACGCUAGCGGACGCCGUGCACCCAAGUCUCGCCAGCGCCAGCAGAGAGGGGCUCGGCGCCCUCCCGGCCGCGGGAGACGGCGCUCCAGGAAGCGCCAGUGAGGUGCCACGGACACGCGGAUCGGUGGCGCGAGUGGGGCACACAGAGAUCUCGCCGAGAACUGAGCGAGACCCACCUGCGGAAGCCCCGGGGGAAGCUGGCACGGCCACAGAGGCGGCGCAUCCCCGUGGGGACAGUGGCCAGAGCCAGCGUGCCCCCGAAGAGUGUGCCCCCGUGCCUGAGGCCCUCCCAGAGUGCUCGGGGCAGAACCCCCCGGGGGCAGAGCAGCCUGGGCGUGGGGAGCCAGCCGUCCCGCGCCCCUCAAGUCCCCUGAAGUCCAGCAGUGACCUGGUGGACCCCGAGGGGGAGCGGGCAGCAGAUGCCACCGAGGAGCAGUGCCCAGGCUUAGCUCCUGCUCCCGAGAUGUCCCCAGACACGCAGGGGCCCACCCAGGGCGCCCAGGUGGGCGGGGACAGUCAAGAGGAAGAAGACGAAGGAAGGGGUCCGAGGGGCGAGAAGCCGAGCCACGCCAGGCCUGCGGCUCCGACGGCAGCACCUGGCACCGGAGAGGCCAACAGCGACCCCCCAGAAAUGAAGGAGGCCGACAGAGAGAUGCAGGGGCCCCCGGGAGAGGCGGCGGACUCGUCCCAGAAGAAGGCCAAGAACAAGAAGAAGAAGAACAAGAAGAAAAGAGCGCCAGCCACCACCAACAGCGGCCACGACGCUGAGGAGGACGCGGCCUCCCAGACCUCAGACUCGGGGGCCGUGAAGGGAGAAGAACCUGUGGAAGGGGCCAAACAAAAGCCAGAGCCGCAAGCUCCGAACACGGGGCCUCACACGCCGCCGCCAGAAGUGGCAGCUGGAGGCGGGGAGGAGCCAGAGCCUUCUAGAACUGAGUGGGGCAGAGAGCAGGAGCAGGAAGACGGAGCCAGUAGUGCACCGGCCACACCAGGGUCAGUUGAGGGGGUCCCAGGCGCUGGAGAAGGCAGCGCCCCUCAGGAGGAAGAGGAAGGGCCCUCGGAGGGCUCGCAGGGAAGCCCCCCGGGAUCACCGGCAUCCCCCCACUCCAGGGCUGGGGGGGAUACAGAACCGGUCAGUGCGGAAGACGGGGACUCGGCCGCGGCGGGAGAGCUGGAAAACUCCGAGGACGCCAGAGACAGCAGCGGGAGGGGCAGAGGCAAGGAAGACUGCGCCCUGUCGUAAGGGUCCGCCUGCCACCCUGCCCUACGCUCCUACAGAUGCUGCCGCCGUGGGUGGGGUCCAGUGGCGCCUGGCCUAGGUUCCGGGAACAUUCCCGUGGGCUCCCACUGCCGUCGACCCACACGGUUCUGCUUUGGGUAAAAACCUUUUCCCAUUUGUCUCGGGGCUGUUCCGGACCAAACCCGGGGGCUGAACUGAGCAUUCCGGGGUGGUGAGCCCUGCAGGGGCCACGCUCGUUUCCCCUUCCCAGAGGCGCGUCCCGGCUGAUUCGGAACCAGACAGUGGGCCCACUGGGUCCUUCAUGAAGAGGCCGUGGUCGGAAGAAAUGGCCCCAACAGGACCGGCUCCCCCACUUAUCGCAAACCAGCACAUUCCAGGCUCUUUCUGAUGCCUGAAUCUUUUCACAGGGGAUUCCUAGUUCAUGCUGAUCUGAUCAACAGAGAUUUUAUUUUAAUUUUCUAGAAGAAACUACAUUUUCUACUGCAGUAUUUUGGGGAAGGGGUACCAUUUCUAACAGUUUUUGUUUUUCUGUUUAUCUCGCCAUGAUUCAAAGGAGCAAAAAUAAGGGUCCUCACCUCGUCCUGCAACAGGAAUUUUAAAGAGCUGAAACAUUCCCUUUUGAAAUAAGUAUGUUAAUUUGCUCUUUCUUGGCAAACUCAUUGGAGAACUCUUGUCUUGGGCUUCCUGAAUGAAAUAUAUUUUUUCUAUAUAAAGAAGCAUUUAAAAAUAACUGUAAGGACAAAUAAAAAUUGUGAGGUAUUAAAUCACAAGGGACUGUAUGCUGUUCAGUAUGAAUGCUGUUGUCACUUUAUAAAUCCGUGUAAACUUGCUGUUACACCAGUGCCUGUGUAUGGUCUGGGGCACCCUCGUGUUCCGUCUCACUGAAAUAAAACUCU